Dacryopinax primogenitus is the source of this 961-nucleotide messenger RNA. RefSeq lists its product as uncharacterized. The coding region runs from base 236 to 580 and encodes 114 amino acids. The transcript has a single exon. NCBI's taxonomy places the organism in Eukaryota, Fungi, Basidiomycota, Dacrymycetes, Dacrymycetales, Dacrymycetaceae. The record is from RefSeq and is a predicted model, not a curated record.
CUAGAGCUCGACACCUUCAUCAGAUGAUUCUAACAGCCCGCAGCAACCUGACCAGUCCCCCAUAUCUGCUUUGCUCUGCCUCUCGAGUGAAUGACAGAUCCUUAUCUGACUAUCCCUUACCUGCCGUCCCUCGCACCGCAGCAGGCUGCAGCACAGCCUUCCAGUCGUUCACUCCCCGCUGCUUAGUACUCUUGCGUAACUCUCCACCCCGCCUGCCAGAAUAUCCAAUUCCCCCAUGUACAGGCCCUCUCUUCACUCUACUUCCCGAAAGAUCACGCCGACAACUCUGUCCAGGGAUGAUCCACAGCACAGAGUUCUUCCAUCUUCUCGUAUGUGCUAUAUCCCAUCCAUGCGUGCCACAUGUACCCUGCCAGAGAAUCUAGCUAUAGGCGCCAUCCCUCCCUCACGACCACCAUCCAUGGUCUUAUUUCAUUCCCUAUUCUGCACAACGUCGAACCGCACCUGUACAGGGUGCGUUCCGCUCGCGUUCGACUCGAGUUGGCUGAGGAACGGCACAACCGCGCUGAACGGCUCGGUUGUUUUCGACCUUAGUCAUUGGGUGACAGCUCAACACGCAUAAUGCGCGUGGUCGUCCACCUGUUGUGCGCCGGUAUUGCAUGGGUUCAAGUUGAGGCCUGAUGUCUUGAGAGUCUAGGACAUUCACGAAGGCGUUUCCCGGUGUUGUACAAGCCAAGAAGACUCCUCUACCAGGAAGAAGUUGAAGUAUCAAACGUCUUUUCAAGUCCACUGGCACACCCCAACGUCAAGAGCCCGAGAGACGUUGCUAGACCAAUGCACCAGAACACCGGGUGAUACCGUAAAUUUGACGUCCGUCAUUUUAGGAUCCAGAAUAUCGAUACGAACAGACCCGGGAUCGAGAACUUACCAGGAAGAACCGAACGCUUGUUCAAGACAAGUCCCUUGGAUAGCAAGGACCGGGAGAUGGAGUUUGACAAUAGCG